Molecule: messenger RNA, 4977 nt
Organism: Macrosiphum euphorbiae (potato aphid)
Lineage: Eukaryota; Metazoa; Arthropoda; Insecta; Hemiptera; Aphididae
Source: the annotation of a GenBank genome assembly
AUGGGGAGGCCACGGUCCCACCACCAUCACCACCAUCACCACCACCAGCAGGCGGACGCGCCCCCCGGGCCGUCGUCCUUGUUCCUGUUCAGCACCGACAACCCCGUCCGCCGGUACACCAGGUUCAUCAUCGAAUGGCCAUAUCCUUUUGAAACGCCCAAUUCUGUAAUUGUUUUCGUAUUUGUGCAAGACAUUGUAAUUUUAUUACUGUAUUUUUUCUUAAUUCAAUUAUUUUGCACUCCGUUCGAAUAUGCGGUGCUGUUAACCAUCAUAGCCAACUGCGUGGUGUUGGCUCUGGAGGAACAUCUGCCCAGGGGAGACAAGACUGUACUUGCUAAGACUUUGGAGGCAACCGAACUCGUUUUCCUAGCAAUUUUUUGCGUCGAAGCGACUCUCAAAAUAUUAGCUUUAGGUUUUUUACUGCACAGCGGCUCAUAUCUUCGUAAUAUAUGGAACAUUAUGGACUUUUUUGUAGUUGUAACAGGGUCAAUGACUGAAUUCAUGGAGUCCAACAUGCUGGACAUGAGGAUGUUGAGGUCCUUUCGGGUGCUCAGGCCUUUGAAACUGGUUUCGAGAAUCCCAAGUCUGCAAGUCGUGCUGAAGUCCAUCAUCAAGGCGAUGGCUCCGCUACUCCAGAUUGGUUUAUUGGUGUUAUUUGCUAUCAUCAUAUUCGCAAUCAUCGGACUGGAGUUUUACUCCGGAGCGUUGCACAAGACUUGCUACAGGUUGGAUAAUCUAAUUGCGAUGCAAAUCGAUGGAGCGAACCCGGCGCCUUGCAACUCGGACUCGGACUCAGACGAUGAGGCGAAGCCGUACAACGCGUUCUUCUGUGAUAGCACGAUGUCCACGUGCAUAGAAAACUGGGUAGGUCCCAAUUACGGGAUCACGUCGUUCGAUAACAUCGGACUGGCCAUGCUCACCGUUUUCCAAUGCAUCACCAUGGAAGGGUGGACUACCAUCCUGUACUGGAUGAACGAUGCGUACGGCGUGCUAUUCAAUUGGAUAUAUUUUGUACCACUUAUUAUUCUAGGUUCAUUUUUUAUGCUCAAUUUAGUUCUCGGUGUGCUUAGCGGAGAAUUCGCUAAAGAAAGAGAAAAAGUCGAAAACCGGCAAACGUUCUUGAAGCUACGGCGACAGCAACAGCUGGAACGCGAGCUCAACGGUUAUGUAGACUGGAUAUGCAAAGCCGAAGAGGUCAUCCUGGCCGAAGAACGGACCACAGAUGAGGAGAGAAGACACAUUAUCGAAGCGAGAAGAAGAGCUGACAUAAAAAGAAAAAAACUGAAAACCUUGGGCAAAAGCAAAAGCACCGAGUCCGAGGAAGAGUGCGAGGAAGAAGAAGCCGAUGAAGUGCUUGGUAAAGGCAAAAAAGGUUUCCCGCGCACGCCGACGUUUAAAGACCGAAUGCGAAAAAAGGGCGUUUGCGCUUCUAUGUGGAGAGCCGAAAAACGGUUUAGGUUUUGGAUCAGACGCAUGGUAAAAGCGCAAUGGUUCUAUUGGUUCGUCAUCGUAUUAGUGUUUUUUAAUACAGUGUUCGUGGCCAUCGAACAUCACAAACAACCACAAUUCAUAACGGACUUCAUGUUUGUUUCUGAGUACGUGUUCCUCAUGCUCUUCAUGGCCGAAAUGUUCAUCAAGAUGUACGCGCUCGGCAUACGGAUAUACUUCGAUUCCGCGUUCAACCGUUUCGAUUGUGUCGUAAUCAUGGGUUCCAUAUUCGAAGUCGUCUGGUCAGCCGUGAAAGGCGGUUCCUUCGGUCUGUCCGUGCUGAGAGCACUUCGGUUGUUACGAAUAUUCAAAGUGACAAAGUAUUGGUCUUCGUUGAGGAACCUCGUGAUAUCGUUACUCAACUCCAUGAGAUCAAUUAUAUCGUUGCUUUUUCUACUGUUCUUGUUCAUACUGAUAUUCGCACUGCUCGGUAUGCAGUUGUUCGGUGGACAGUUCAAUUUCGAGGAAGGAACGCCUCCAACAAACUUCAACACGUUCCCAAUAGCCCUGUUAACCGUGUUUCAGAUUCUAACCGGUGAAGAUUGGAACGAAGUCAUGUACCAAGGCAUUAGAAGUCAAGCCCAGACUCAAGGUGGAGGGAUGAUAUACGCUCUAUACUUCAUCAUCUUAGUACUUUUCGGUAACUAUACACUGCUGAACGUGUUCUUGGCCAUUGCCGUCGACAAUUUAGCGAACGCGCAAGAAUUAACAGCUGCCGAGGAAGAACAAGAAGAAGAGGACAAAGAGAAACAACAACAAGAACUCGAGAAAGAAAUGGAAGCAUUACAAAUGAGUACUGACCCGUCCAAGAUGGAAAUGAUACCAACAUCGCCAUCACAAAAUUCCAGUGUUUCACUUAUCAGACAUCACCGAAAACAUCAUUCGGAUGAGCCCGACAGCAAAGUAGAGGAAGAGGAAGAAGACGAAGGACCGAAACCCAUGUUACCGUAUUCGUCUAUGUUUUUGUUGUCACCUACCAACUGCAUUAGAAGAGCCGCCCAUUGGAUCGUCAAUUUGAGGUAUUUCGAUUUUUUUAUCAUGCUGAUUAUCAUAUUGAGCAGCGUGGCGUUAGCUGCCGAAGAUCCAAUUAACGACGAUUCGGAUUGGAACAAUUAUUUGGACGUAGUCGAUAACGUGUUCACAGUGAUUUUUGCAAUAGAAAUGAUACUGAAGAUAAUCGAUCUGGGGGUGAUUUUACAUCCCGGUUCGUACCUCAGAGAGUUUUGGAACAUAAUGGACGCGGUGGUGGUUAUCUGCGCUUUCGCUUCAUUCAUAUUCGCAAAGGGAAGCGGCGGUUCCGUCGGCUCGAACCUGUCGACCAUCAAGUCGCUCCGAGUGCUGCGAGUUUUGCGACCGUUGAAGACCAUCAAGCGCGUACCCAAGCUCAAAGCUGUGUUUGACUGCGUGGUGAAUUCACUGAAGAACGUUAUCAACAUACUUAUCGUGUACAUACUGUUUCAUUUCAUCUUUGCCGUCAUUGCCGUUCAGCUGUUCCACGGCAAGUUUUUCUACUGUAACGACAGCAGCAAGACCAUCAACGGCACAUGCCAGGGUUAUUAUUUCAAAUACGAAGCCGGCGACACUGAAGACGUGAAUUCACAAAAAUUCAUACCGACCUCGGAGAAGAGGAUAUGGGAUCAACAGGCCUUCUACUACGACAACGUGGCCGUGGCCAUGUUGACGCUGUUUGCCGUCCAGACGGGCGAAGGAUGGCCCCAGGUGUUGCAAAAUUCGAUAGCGGCCACGGAAGAGGACAAAGGACCCAUACCGAAUUACCACAUCGAGAGGUCGUUGUUCUACAUAAUUUAUUUUAUCGUGUUUCCUUUCUUCUUCGUCAACAUAUUCGUCGCGUUGAUCAUCAUUACGUUUCAAGAACAAGGAGAGGCCGAAUUACAAGACGGCGAAAUUGAUAAAAACCAGAAAUCUUGUAUCGAUUUUACCAUACAAGCCAGACCGCUGGAGAGGUACAUGCCGAAAGACAGGAACAGUAUGAAAUACAAGAUAUGGCGACUGGUAGUGUCGACGCCGUUUGAAUAUUUCAUCAUGAUACUGAUCGUCUUGAACACGCUGUUACUCAUGAUGAAGUUUUAUCAACAAAAAAAAUCCUACAAGACUGCUCUACAUUACAUGAACAUGGUGUUUACUGGCAUGUUUACCAUUGAGUGCGUGCUCAAAAUUUUGGCGUUCGGAGUCAGGAAUUUUUUUAAAGACCCGUGGAAUAUUUUCGACUUCAUCACGGUCAUCGGAAGUAUUGUGGACGCGCUGGUCAUCGAAUUUGGGGAACGCCUCGUAUAUGUGUACCGAACUUUGAUGAAUGUAGAGAAACCAACAGAUUUACCAAAACUGCUGUUUGGAGAAGUUGUGGAGGAAAACUUCAUAAACGUCGGAUUCCUCCGGCUCUUCCGGGCCGCAAGACUGAUAAAACUGCUCCGGCAAGGGUACACUAUACGGAUAUUGCUCUGGACGUUCGUCCAGUCGUUCAAAGCCCUGCCCUAUGUGUGCCUGCUGAUCGGCAUGUUGUUCUUCAUAUACGCCAUCAUCGGGAUGCAGAUUUUCGGCAACAUCCAGCUGGACCCCAACACGGAAAUCAACAGGCACAACAAUUUCCAAACAUUUGUCCAGGGUCUAAUGCUAUUGUUUCGAUGCGCCACGGGCGAAGCGUGGCCGUCGAUCAUGUUGUCUUGUAAUCAUGGGAAAAUGUGCGAGCCGGGUGCCAAAAAGUUGGACAACGAUUGCGGUUCGAACAUGGCCUACAUGUAUUUUGUGUCGUUCAUAUUUUUCUGCUCGUUUCUGAUGUUGAACUUGUUCGUGGCAGUCAUCAUGGACAACUUCGAUUACCUGACCAGGGACUCGUCAAUUCUGGGUGCACAUCACCUGGACGAAUUUGUUCGGAUAUGGGCGGAAUACGACCCAAACGCCACGGGAAAGAUACACUACACCGAAAUGUACGAUAUGCUCAAAAACAUCGAUCCUCCAUUGGGCUUCGGCAACAAGUGUCCCAACCGUUUGGCGUACAAGAAACUCAUCCGGAUGAACAUGCCAGUCGACCAGGACGGAAAGGUGCAGUUCACCACGACGCUGUUCGCGCUCAUCCGGGAAAACCUGAGCAUAAAAAUGCGAUGUGCCGAAGAGAUGGACCAGGCGGACGAAGAAUUGAGAGAGACAAUCAGACACAUAUGGCCGUUACAGGCCAGAAAGAUUUUGGACCUGCUCAUUCCAAAAAGCGAUUGUCUGAACACCGGAAAACUGACGGUAGGCAAGAUAUACGCGGGUCUGUUGAUUUUAGAGAGCUGGAAGUCCACGAGAUUCGGUCAGGUCGAAUCGUCGAAUCCACAGGACAUUGCAGAACAUAGUUCCCCAGAGCCGCACUCAUCAUUCUUCACGUGCCUGAUGGAGGCCGCUGGUGCGACAAAUUGGAACGCGGAACGUGGACAGGACGAGGACGAAAAUAGCUGUUUGCUGACCAGGAACAACUCCAGGAGCCGGUAA